AUGGAAACAGGACGCUGGCAGCUCACGGGUUUCAUCAGAUGCUCGAAGCUGUGCAUAAUGGGUUUCUUUUUUUCAAAACUGCAGGCGGUACUGGAUCUGACAGACAUUGAGCAGCGUGUCCCGAAAUGGAUUCGGCUAUAUUCUUGCAGUGAAACAAAGACUGGUUACCGCUGUGCACAUCUUUCCAGGAUCAGAUAUUUCCAGACGCUGUAA
Messenger RNA from Gongylonema pulchrum, 213 nucleotides. The record is from the annotation of a GenBank genome assembly. Lineage: Eukaryota; Metazoa; Nematoda; Chromadorea; Rhabditida; Gongylonematidae.